AUGCCCGUACAAAAACAAACCUGUGCUGGUCAACGUACACGUUUCAAAGCAAUCGUUGUUGUUGGCGAUGGUAAAGGUCAUAUUGGUUUGGCAAAAUUAUCUGUUAUUCCUGUGGGAAGAGGAUAUUGGGGAAACAAAAUCAGUCCGGCACACACGGUACCAUGUAAAGUUACAGGUGAAUGUGGUAGUGUAUUAGUAUGUUUAAUUCCUGCUCCACGUGGUACAGGUUUAGUAUGUGCACCCGUACCAAAAAAAUUACUUCAAAUGGCUGGAAUUCAAGAUUGUUGGACUAGUUCAAGAGGAUCAACAGCCACACUAGGCAAUUUCGCCAAAGCCACUUAUUCUGCCAUGUCAAAAACGUACAGUUAUUUAACACCUGACUUAUGGAAAGAAACAAUUUAUACAAAAACACCCUAUCAAGAAUUUAGCGAACAUUUAGCUAACACGCAAAAGAAAUUAACAACUGGUAUUGAAAAGGGAGAUUUUCAAUAA
This is a messenger RNA of Didymodactylos carnosus, 492 nucleotides long. The record is from the annotation of a GenBank genome assembly. Lineage: Eukaryota; Metazoa; Rotifera; Eurotatoria; Philodinida; Philodinidae.